Molecule: messenger RNA, 912 nt
Organism: Humulus lupulus (European hop)
Lineage: Eukaryota; Viridiplantae; Streptophyta; Magnoliopsida; Rosales; Cannabaceae
Product: auxin-responsive protein SAUR21-like
Exons: 1
Coding region: 455-751 (98 amino acids)
Biological process (GO): response to auxin
Source: RefSeq, a predicted model, not a curated record
CAAGUUAAAACAGGUGCCUUUCAAUGUUUUGAUGAUUCAUAUCUAUAUGAACUUUUUGCAAUCCAUGUCUAUAUGUGCUUUUUUCUUAUUCUUUUUUCAGUGCCUAGAAGUGGUAAGUCUUUUUGUUAUCAAGUACAUAACAAACAACAUGAAUGAAACCAGUGGAGUCCCAAGUCCCAACAUGUUUUUCUCAAACAUGUUUUUCACAAACAAAUAAUAGCCAUAUAAAUCACAAUUACAAUUGAAGGCAAAAUCAUGAGACACAUUUCAUAUGCUUUUGUCUCUAAACUAACCCCACACAAAAAGUUACUACUCAUAACAAUUUCCAUUCAUCUAUAUAUAUAGGGCAGACAAAACCACACAGCUACAACAUCAAGUCCUCACUUUCUCUACAAUAAAAUAUUUUUGAGAACUCAAUACUUCCUCUCUCAACAAAAUACAUUGAAAGAUCAACAUGGCAUUUGGAUUGCCUGGUUUUGCUAAGGGUAAGAAGGCUCUCCAAAGAACACUUUCGGGCAUCAAAGAAGCUGAUUUGAAGUCCAAAGCCAUCCCAAAAGGCUACUUUGUAGUCUAUGUUGGAGAGGAGCAAAAGAAGCGAUAUGUAGUACCUCUUGCGUACCUAAAUGAGCCUGCAUUUCAAGAACUGCUAAGUAUGGCUGAAGAAAAAUUCGGAUAUGAUCAUCCGAUGGGAGGCAUCACAAUUCCUUGCAGAGAAGACAUGUUCAUUGAACUCACUUCUCAGUUGAAUUGAUUGUAAGUCUUAGCACUAAGAUAAUUUAGUAGAAGGGUUUAUGCCAAGCCAAGAGAGAUGGCUUCACCUAUCUAGAUAAAUAAUUAAGUUCUAGUAAGACUAUCUAAUAUGCUGUAUUUCUGAGUUACCAACUUUUUUCAAUUAAUGAGAAAGUCUAAUUG